AUGAGUGCUGGUACGGAGAUUGUAAAUCCUCCUCCAGCUGAGGAAGUUGCGGUGGUUAAUGGUGUCGACAAAUUGGCACCAAAGGCUCUAUUAGCAACGAGUAAUGAGUCGUCUGAGAACAAAGAGGUUGAUGAGAAGGCUACCAGUGCGGAGAUCAGACCUGUUAUGGAUGCGACGUAUGUCGGAUGGAAGCAAAUUGGAGGCUGGGAAGAAAGCGACCGUUUGACAUUGCAGGACCAGAUUAUUGGUGCCAAUGAUGAGACGUUUUUGGACAACGUCAUUCCAGACGUGGCUUACGGUGACUGGUACCAUUCUGUGGGUAUAUUUUUCAUUGGUGGUUUCCUUUCCUUCUUGUUGGGUAAAUUCAAGUUUUCGCUAGGUCCUGUUUUCUUCAUCAUUAUCGUCACUGCUAUCUUCUACAGGACGUCGAUCAAGAAGUACAGAUCGGCUCUUAGAGAACUUGUGCAGAAAGAAUUUACGGUGGACAAGAUUGAAGAUGAUUACGAAUCUAUGGAGUGGUUGAACACUUUCCUCGACAAGUACUGGCCUGUUUUAGAGCCAUCCGUGUCGACUAUGGUUGUUGACCAGGUUAACGUCGAAUUGGCCAAAAAUGAGGCCAUCCCAGGGUUUAUUAAGGCAUUGUGGAUAGACCGCUUUACUCUGGGUGUGAAGCCCCCAAGAGUGGAGUUGGCCAAGACCUUCCAAAAUACGGAUUUGGACGUUGCCGUUAUGGACUUUGCGCUGUCGUUCACUCCUCACGACUUAUCUGAUAUGACUGCAAAACAGUUGCGCAAUUACGUUAAUCAAACUGUUGUGAUCAAAGCUAAGAUGUUCGGUAUUACUGUUCCUGUCGUUGUCUCCGACGUUUCCUUUAGGGCACACGUUAGAAUUCGUACUAAGCUAAUGACAGCUUUCCCUCACAUUGAAAAUGUCAAUAUUCAAUUGCUAGACGUUCCCGAUGUUGAUUUUGUUUGCAAAUUAUUGGGUGGUACUGUUUUCAACUGGGAAAUUAUGAACAUCCCAGGUCUUUAUCCGCUAAUUAGAGAACUUGCAAAGAAAUACAUGGGACCAAUGUUUUUGCCUCCUUUCUCCUUACAAUUGAACAUUGAGCAGCUAAUUUCCGGUGCUGCUAUGUCUAUUGGUGCCUUGGAACUAACUGUGAAAAAUGCAAAGGGUCUACAACGUUCUUCUUCUUUGAACGUUUCUGUCGAUCCUUACCUAGAAUUCUCCAUUAACAACACUGUCCUUGCACAGUCAAGAGUUGUUAAGGAUAGUUUGAACCCUGUUUGGAACGAAUCAUUGUUUUUGUUGGUUGGCUCUUUCACUGACCCUCUAACAAUUACUGUGUAUGAUAAGAGAGAAAAGUUGAAGGAUAAAGUGUUGGGUAGAAUGUACUAUAAUUUGAGCUCCUUGCAUGAUACUCCACUACAAAAGAACUUAUCCUCUUUCUUCCUAAGAAACUCCAAGCCAGUGGGUGAAUUGUUCUUUGAAAUGAAAUUCCAUCGUACUCUAGAGCCAAAGAAACUACCAGACGGUAGUGUCGAAGAAGCUCCUGAUCUCAACACUGGUAUUACUAAGAUUACAAUCUUAGAAGGUAAGGAUUUCAGUGAAACUACCACACCUGUUAACUGUUAUGUUGAACUAUAUGUUAACUCUAAGUUGGUUUUGACAACUUCCACCGUGAAGGGUAAAGAAAUUCCUGCCUGGGGAACUCCUUAUGAAGCAGUUGUUACCAACCGUAGAAAAACUAGAGUUAAAUUGGUUGUCAAGAACAGUAAGGGCGAAAUUAUAACGAAUACUGUUCAAACUUUGAAUGAUUUAAUAGAUAGAUCUUUGGUCGAGAAAGAGUGGAUCCCAUUGAAGAAUGGUCGUAGUUCUUUGAAAAUCAACACCGUAUUCAAGCCAGUCUCUUUGGAUAUUGGUUCAAAUUCAGUAUCAUAUACCCCACCAGCUGGUGUCAUUCGUGUGUUGAUAAACAAAGCACAUGGUUUGAAAAAUUUGGAAAGAUUUGGUACUAUUGAUCCAUAUGCUAGAGUCCUUGUUAAUGGACAAGCUAGGGGUAGAACUACUGAUAAGGAGUCAACCACAAAUCCAGUAUGGAACGAAUCUAUCUAUGUUUCUGUGACAUCUCCAAACCAAAAAAUUACUAUUGAAUGUCUUGACGUGGAAACCGCCGGAGAAGAUCGUACUUUGGGUAAAUUCGAUAUUGCCACUGCUGAUAUGUUCCAAAAAGGUCCCGAUGACAAAUAUAUUGCACAUAUUGAUGAAGAACCUAAGACUGGUAAAUUAAUCAGUAAAAAGGGUGGUUCAAAGGGUGAAGUUACUUAUUAUGUGUCAUUUUAUCCUGCGGUUCCUGUUCUAUCAUUAGAAGAGAUCCAAGAAGUCGACGAAAUCGCUGAAAGAAAGGCUAAGCUCGAAAAGGAAAAGAAGGAAAUGGAAGAAUCGGAAGAGCUUAAGAACAACUCUGUACUCAAGAAGAAACUUGAAUCGGAGGCUGAUGAGUUAAAGGAACUUGAUGAUAUGUAUAGCGCUAAGCUGAAACUUGAUUUGGAUGAAUUGGUACAGUACAACAGCGGUGUCCUUUCUGUUUACAUUUUAAGUGCAGAACUUCCUCAACAAGGUUGUUACAUACAGGCAUUCUUCGAUUCUAAUGGAUAUCCACGUUUCCACACGCCAAGAAGUCCUACGAGAUCAUUCAGAGAAGGUAUGGUGGGAGAUGUCAUGAUUAAGGAAUUGGAAUGGUCCAUCACAACACUCAGAGUGACUAAAAAUAAAGACCAAAAUAAGGCAGAAGACUGCAUCUGUGAGGUUACUAUUCCAACUAUUGAGUUGGUAAGAAACUGCUACUACAAGCCAUCUAUUGUGAACCUAAAGGGUAAUGCUGACGCCAAGGUAAUGCUGCAGGUUUCUUGGUUCCCAAUCAACACCACCAAAUUACCUUCAUCAGACUUGAUCACCAACAACGGUGAUUUAACCGUCAACAUCAAGGGUGCCAGUAACUUACUUGCAGCAGAUAGAAAUGGUAAAUCUGAUCCAUACGUUAAGUUGUAUCUCAACGAUAAUGAUACGCCAUUCUACAAGACUAAAACUCUAAAGAAAACUUUAUCUCCUACGUGGAACGAAUCAUGUACUGUGCAAGUCGUCAAUCGUGUUAAUAAUUAUUUGAAGAUAAAGGUCAUGGAUUGGGAUGCUGGUAACGCAGAUGAUGCUAUUGGAGAAGCUGUUGUUCCAUUGUCCAAGAUUGACCCAGAAAGUCCAACUGAUCUUGAUAUUCCACUAAUCUUACCUCCUGAGAAAAAGGACGCCGGUGUAAUUCAUUUGUCGUUUAACUUCGAACCAAGAUACGUUUUAGCAGUGACUAGAAAAGAAACCAAGAUUGGUGAUUUAGCCGGUAAGGGUUUAUCUGCCGGUAUCCAAGCGGGUACUACAGUCAUUGGAACUGGUCUUGGAGCUGUAGGAAAACUAAAGAAAGGUAUCUUCGGCAGUUCAAAGAAAAGAGACGAACAAAUCGAGGAAGUUUGA
Messenger RNA from Kluyveromyces marxianus DMKU3-1042, 3522 nucleotides. RefSeq names its product tricalbin-1 (gene TCB1). Bases 1 to 3522 code for a protein of 1173 amino acids. Gene Ontology annotation, molecular function: lipid binding. The record is from RefSeq and is a predicted model, not a curated record. The transcript has a single exon. NCBI's taxonomy places the organism in Eukaryota, Fungi, Ascomycota, Saccharomycetes, Saccharomycetales, Saccharomycetaceae.